This is a messenger RNA of Venustampulla echinocandica, 837 nucleotides long. RefSeq names its product UPF0029-domain-containing protein. Gene Ontology annotation, biological process: regulation of translational initiation. NCBI's taxonomy places the organism in Eukaryota, Fungi, Ascomycota, Leotiomycetes, Helotiales, Pleuroascaceae. The transcript has 2 exons. The coding region runs from base 1 to 837 and encodes 278 amino acids. Gene Ontology annotation, molecular function: protein binding. Gene Ontology annotation, cellular component: cytoplasm. The record is from RefSeq and is a predicted model, not a curated record.
AUGAACGAAGAUCUAGAAAAUGAACUCGAAGCAAUAAAGUCCAUUUAUGGAGAUGAUACAUUGACAGCUGCUGACCAAGAUGGCGCCUAUAUCCUUCAUCUCCCACAACAAACCGUCUUGUUGAGACUUCAAUUUCCCUCCGAAUACCCCGCGGUCCCCCCGACUGUCCGAACGCAGAGCUCUGGAGACAAUGCCCGCAAAGGGGAGGCCGCUCAUGUGGUCGAGGUGUUCAGGGAUAUGCUAGGGAGGCUGUACCAGCCUGGCCAAGUCUGUUUGUUCGAUGUUAUUGAGGAGGUGAAUGGCAUCUUGUCGUCCCAAGGCAAGGAUGGCUCAGACGACGAUGUUUCGGCUGCAACUACGGAAGUGGAAUCCAGAGAGUUGGCCCCAAUAUUGGAGAAUAACCCUGGGGUUAUAAUUGGGGAACAUGUACCAUGGACACAAUCCGAUGUAGUGGUGGAGUUGAAGUCUGUUUUUGUCGCUCGAUGCGCACCAGUUUCGUCGCCAGAGCAGGCGAAGCUAUAUCUCCAGCACCUCCUCGAUAGCGACAAGAAGGUCCGCUCGGCCACCCACAACAUCACUGCUUGGCGGAUAAAAGGCGACAACGGUGUCACAUUCCAGGACUGUGACGACGACGGCGAAACAGCAGCUGGCGGUCGGGUUCUCCAUUUGAUGCAGUUGAUGGAUAUAUGGAAUGUCAUGGUCGUCGUGACGAGGUGGUAUGGUGGACAUCAACUAGGGCCGAAAAGAUUCAGUAUCAUCAACACCGUAGCCCGAGAUGCUUUUGUCAAAGGCGAGUUUGUGAUAGACUCUUCUACAAAGAAGAAGGGAAAGCGUUGA